AAGUUAAAUGUACAAUUAAUAUUUCCAAUCUUUUGUACAAGUUCUCACAAAUCACAGGAGUACAGAUCCAAUAUCAUGCAACAAGUUUAACUGUGACAUCAUCAGGAAUUGGCUCAUAAGAGAUCUGUUCAAAUGGUUGAUUGCUACUCCGGAAUCGAGAUGCCACAGUUUUGAAGCCACGAUAGCUUCUCUAACGCGUGAUGGACUGGACCAUAAUUAGUUGAGAAGUUUCGCAACGGAUCUGGAUACGUAAAAUAUUGAAAUUUUCUUAGUAUACACAGAUAAAAAUUCUUUGUUUUUUAAUUCAAUUUGCAACAUACAUGUCACUCGUACUGUUAUCGGUUUUAUACGAAGCAUCCUGACUUCCCAAUCUAGCUUGCACUUUUUUCUGAUGAAAUUAACUCACCGAACUGGCCUAAGGUGGUGUCUCCUCCUAUGGUCUCCUCUAACGUCUUCACUUUCUAAGAACACACAGAAUCCUGGUUUAUUAAAACAAAAAUAGUAGGGUUUUUUCCCGCUUAAAAAUCCACAGCUGACUUCAUCUUCAGUAAGGUCGUCCGGGUCCGGACCUUUGGCCCACACAACGCCGGACGUUUCCAGCUCGAGGUCUCGCUGACAGGGUGGCGUGAUUUUUCGGAAAUAUUUAUGUAGUAACCAAAAUGUUGCAUAGGUUUUUCGAAUAUUUGUCUAUAAUAGAAGUCAUAAGAAAUCAAAAUAGCUGGUGUCCAUGGCGGGCACUGUAAUCCAAGUGCCUGGGAAGCUAGAAUUUGAGGAUGGUUUGAGGACGGGAGUCCUGUUGUGCCUGGUAUCACGUUGACCUUAUGGCAGAUUCCGCCAAAAUAUCCCUCCAUGCUACUAAGUUUUGAAGUGAAUACGUCUUCACUGCACAGACCUUGCCUGUGUACGUACUCGCCCCACCCGUGAACCGCCCUAGCCGAUUCGACCCGUGGACGUAUCCCGUGGACUGAUUCUGUGGAUUGACCUAUCGGACUUGCCCCGUGGACUGCUCGCGAGGACCGCCCCGAUCGGAUUCGAUCCCAUUGGAUUUGACCCGAUCAGAUUCGACCCGUGGACUCUCCCGUCGGUUUUGAUCCGUUGGCCGACCCAUUGGACUGGCCCGUGGAUAUUUUCUGUGGAUCGAUCGACACCACCGGAUUCGAUUUUGUCGGAUUCAGCUUUGCUCAUAUCAUUUCAGAUCAUACUUUCUCGCUACCCAAAGACCUCGCCCAUCAGAUUCGACGGACCCGUGGAUCCACGACAAUGACAACUGAUUGCUCCUCUUGGUGGACCUCCCCUAACGGUUCCAGCCGAGGAUUGAUUGCGUGGACUGGGCCCUACCCAAUCGGAUUGUUUCUGACGGAAGACUCAAUCGCCCACUAACAAUCAACAGGAGCUGCGCGGGGAGCUCUACUCGGUCAUGCUGGAUGCCAUCAAUGCCAACGAUUUCGCACCCGACCUACAGCAAGGCAAUCGAUUCAUCCUCCCACCGUCCCACCAAGAGGUUCUGGAAGAAAUGUUAUCACGAUGCGAUGGCCAUCGUCCGGUUCUAUGGGAAGCCGGACUUCUUCCUCACCAUGACGUGCAACCCCCGGUGGCCGGAGAUCCAGGGCAGUCUCCGCCCCGGGGAGUCUGCCACAGACAGGCCGGAUCUGUGUGCGAGAGUCUUCUUUCUCAAACACCAACAAUUGAAAGAUGAUCUCAUCAAGAAGCACGUCUUGGGCCGCGUCUUGGCCCACGUGGAGAGUGUGGAGCAUCAAAAGCGGGGCCUGCCACACACCCACCUCAUCUUCUGGGUCGCCGCCGCGGACAAGCCCACGACCCAGCCGAUCGUCGAUGCCACCGUCUCGGCCAAGCUCCCCGAUCGCACCGUCAAUCCUGAAUUAUAUGACAUGGUCAAGGCCCACAUGAUUCACGGUCCAUGUGGGCCAUGGAAUCGGCGCUUGGUUUGCAUGCAACGGGACAACAGACCAGCCGACCAGCACGGCAAAUGCGCCAAACUCUACCCCAAGACUCUCCGCGAAGAAACCUGGGUAGUGGAUGACUACUACCCGGAUUAUCGCCGCCGCUCUCCCGACCACGGCGGGCAUUUCUACAAUCUGACACGGUCCAGCGGGGACGCCGUGACCGUGGACAAUCGGUGGGUGGUUCCCUACAAUCCACGUCUUUACUCAAAUAUCAAUGCCACAUGAAUCUGGAGGUAGUCCAUACUGUUCUUUCGAUCAAAUACAUCUUCAAAUAUAUCACCAAGGGACAAGAUCGAAUGAACGUCCGGGUUCAUGUGGAACAACAACCGCAACACGAGACCAAUGACCCUCCUCCCGCCGCCGGUGGCGCGGCCCACCAAGAUGCGGUUGCUCUCAACUAGGAGCAACAACAACCUGGUGGGUUCGCUGACGCCAUCGCGGCCCAAGCUCAACAACAACUUAUGUACAAAUAUAUGCAAUUUGUAUACAUUACGAUUCAAUUUAUAUAUAAAUUUUAUUCAAAUAUAGUCAAUUACAUACAA
Messenger RNA from Tigriopus californicus, 2506 nucleotides. RefSeq lists its product as uncharacterized. The record is from RefSeq and is a predicted model, not a curated record. NCBI's taxonomy places the organism in Eukaryota, Metazoa, Arthropoda, Copepoda, Harpacticoida, Harpacticidae. Bases 1425 to 2189 code for a protein of 254 amino acids. The transcript has 2 exons.